CGGACUUUGGCCACGAGCGCAUACGCAAACAGCAAACGACCACCAGCACCGCUUAAAGAAAGAACACGUUGGGGCUUCCCCGUUGCUUUAUGACGGCACUGUGCUCUCCGUUACGCACUUCAUUGUCAGCCCGGAACAAUCGUCAUUCAUCUGUUACCUAGCUACAAGGGCUACAAGCCCGCACAGCUACUGCCAUGCCAUUGCCCGUCCGUGUAAAAAUUCGCAGUCUUUUUUUAAUAACAAGUGAACCUGACAUUCCCCCCAACCUCACGAAAUAUGGAACAUCUCGGAUGACGACGCUCUAACAAUUUCUCACCACGGGGAAGGGGCCUGCCCCGUCGGGUGCGUGGGGCCACAUGGAGCCCCGCCGGUCGCUAGCGUGUCUUGGUCCCCCCUGGCCACUAGGGCCCCCUAGAGCCCCCCCAGGCCCCUAGGGCCGCCACCGCCGCCAGCCCUGGCACCGUCGCAGGCGGCCGCCGCCGCCCCCGCGCUCCGCCCACAUGAGCGCCAAGCUCAGCCCCCGGAACUCGGAAGUGAAGGCGCUGGAGCAGCGCGGGUACUACAUCGGACGGAAGGUUGGCCAGGGUUCGUACGCCAUCGUGCACGCCGCCGACUUCUGCGACGGGUCCGAAAAGCGCAUGCGGCUCGCCUGCAAGAUCUUCGACAAGGACAAGGCGCCACGUGACUUCCUCGACAAGUUCUUCCCGCGCGAGCUCGAGAUCCUCACCAAGAUCGAGAACCCGCACAUCAUCCAGGUGCACAGCAUCCUGCAGCGCGGGCCGCGCGUCUUC
Molecule: messenger RNA, 791 nt
Organism: Frankliniella occidentalis (western flower thrips)
Lineage: Eukaryota; Metazoa; Arthropoda; Insecta; Thysanoptera; Thripidae
Product: testis-specific serine/threonine-protein kinase 6-like
Exons: 2
Biological process (GO): protein phosphorylation
Molecular function (GO): protein kinase activity; ATP binding
Source: RefSeq, a predicted model, not a curated record